This is a messenger RNA of Sinocyclocheilus rhinocerous, 3347 nucleotides long. Its product is annotated as NEDD4-like E3 ubiquitin-protein ligase WWP2. The coding region runs from base 83 to 2530 and encodes 815 amino acids. NCBI's taxonomy places the organism in Eukaryota, Metazoa, Chordata, Actinopteri, Cypriniformes, Cyprinidae. The record is from RefSeq and is a predicted model, not a curated record. Gene Ontology annotation, molecular function: ubiquitin protein ligase activity; RNA polymerase II-specific DNA-binding transcription factor binding. Gene Ontology annotation, cellular component: cytoplasm. The transcript is spliced from 23 exons. Gene Ontology annotation, biological process: proteasome-mediated ubiquitin-dependent protein catabolic process; protein K63-linked ubiquitination; negative regulation of transcription by RNA polymerase II.
GUGAGUCACAUGACCCUGAAUUAAAGCGGAAAUGACAGUUAGCGCUUCACAGUCUCACGGCAGAUAAAAGGGCUGUGAUGUGAUGAUGGCAGCAGCCAGUGUGUCUCAGUCCGCCACAGAGAAAUCACAGCUGACUUUGAAAGUGUUGUCUGCUAAGCCUCAGUCUCCUAAACUGCCCAAUCGUCACUCUCGGUUGAGUUCGUUUGUGGAAGUGACCGCUGACGGCCUGACCAGUGAAACGAAGAAAACAGGCAAACGCACCGGACACCUAGAGCUGCAGUGGAAUGAAGACCUCACCCUGAACGUGACUCCUCAGAGUCGUUUGGAUCUGAAGUUGUGGAGUUGUCACACUUUGAGGAAGGAACUUCUGGGCAGUGCCAGCAUUGACUUACUGGACACUCUACGAACACAUGAUGGCAAGAUGGAGAAUGUUCAGCUCAGUCUGGUUCUACAGACCGAGAACAAAGGCUCGGUUGUAGCAGGAGGUGAGCUCAACGUCUGUCUGGAUGGCCUGGUUGUUGAUCUAGGAUCUCUGCCCAGUGGCAACGCUGCCCCAGACAAGAUGGUUCACUCGAGCAGGUCUAAUCAUAGUGAGGAGAGCCCGAGUACCAGCAGCCCCCGUGGACGAAGUUUAGCUCAUUCUGUGGGUUCUUGUGGAGAUUCUCCAGCGGACAUCAGAGGAGCUAAAAUAUCGUCCUACUUAGGCCCUAGUAAACACUCUUUGAGUGGUCUGCUUUGGUGUGAUGUUGUUCAAUUUUUCAUUGGUCUUUGCUCAGGUAAAGGUGAGACGGCUGCUAAUGGCUCCCCCUCACUGAGCUCAACCCCCUCGGCUGAGAUGGACAGUUCUGCCCCGCCAGCAGCCACAGAGACCCCAUCCUCCACCGACCAGAGCAGUACAGCCACAGAGACACACACCACUGAUGCAAUGCCUGCUGGUUGGGAACAGCGAAUUCUCCCUCAUGGACGAGUCUACUAUGUGGAUCACAACACAAAGACCACCACAUGGGAGAGACCCCUCCCACCAGGCUGGGAGAAGCGUGUGGAUCAGCGCGACAGGUUCUACUAUGUGGAUCACAACACCAGAACCACCACGUGGCAGCGGCCAACAGCCGAGUCUGUGCGCAACUAUGAGCAGUGGCAGUCUCAGCGCAGCCAGCUGCAGGGAGCCAUGCAGCAGUUCAACCAGAGAUACCUCUACCAGUCGUCCGGAGGUGUGGUGGAGAAUGACCCGCUCGGGGCUCUUCCUCCAGGCUGGGAGAAACGUCAGGACAACGGAAGAGUGUACUAUGUCAAUCACAACACGCGAACGACGCAGUGGGAGGACCCUCGAACCCAAGGGAUGAUCCAGGAGCCGCCCCUGCCGCCGGGCUGGGAGAUGAAGUACACGGCAGAGGGGGUGCGAUACUUUGUGGACCACAAUUCUCGCACCACCACCUUUAAAGACCCCCGGCCAGGCUUUGAGUCAGGCUCAAGACAGGGUGGCUCUCCGGGUGCGUACGACCGCAGCUUCAGGUGGAAAUAUCACCAGUUCCGCUUCUUGUGUCAUUCCAACGCACUGCCCAGUCACGUGAAGAUCUCCGUAUCCCGACAGACUCUCUUCGAGGACUCAUUUCAGCAGAUCAUGAACAUGAAGCCGUAUGACCUCCGCCGGAGGCUCUACAUCAUCAUGAGAGGAGAGGAGGGACUGGAUUACGGAGGAAUAGCCAGGGAGUGGUUUUUCCUGCUGUCUCAUGAGGUGUUGAACCCCAUGUACUGUCUGUUUGAGUAUGCCGGGAAAAACAACUACUGUCUGCAGAUUAACCCUGCUUCUUCCAUCAACCCCGACCACCUCACCUACUUCCGCUUCAUUGGCCGCUUCAUUGCCAUGGCAUUGUAUCAUGGGAAGUUCAUUGACACGGGCUUCACUCUGCCCUUCUACAAGCGCAUGCUUAACAAGAAACCCACCCUGAAAGACCUGGAGUCCAUCGACCCUGAGUUUUACAACUCCAUCAUGUGGGUCAAGGAGAAUGAUUUGGAAGAGUGCGGCGUGGAGCUGUACUUCGCUCAGGACAUGGAGAUUUUGGGCAAGGUGACGACACACCAGCUGAAGAACGAUGGAGAAAAUGAACUCGUCACGCAGGACAACAAGGAGGAGUACAUUAGUCUGCUCACUGAUUGGCGCUUCACACGCGGGGUGGAGGAGCAAACGAAAGCCUUCCUGGAUGGGUUCAAUGAAGUUGUGCCUCUGGAGUGGUUGCGUUAUUUUGAUGAGAAAGAGCUGGAGCUCAUGUUGUGUGGGAUGCAGGAAAUCGAUCUGAACGACUGGCAGAAGAACACCAUCUAUCGGCAUUAUACCAAAAACACAUCUUGUUGUUUAGGAAGUAACGGGCCACAAAAGUUCUGCAUAGACAAAGUGGGGAAGGAAACCUGGCUGCCUAGAAGUCACACCUGCUUUAAUCGACUGGAUCUGCCACCCUAUAAGAACCAGGAGCAGCUCCGAGAAAAACUUCUGUUCGCUAUCGAAGAAACUGAGGGAUUCGGACAAGAGUGACGAGACUGAUUAUAUCUCGGCAUGGAAGGGACAUUAAUUUCUUCUGAAUAGGCCAUUCAUGUGGACUGAAUGAACAGACUGUUGAUUAGACUAGCAGCAGAUUUACAAUUCAAACACUAGUUCACCUAAAAGUGGAAACUCACCUCAUUUAUUCAAAACCGAUGCGCUGUUAUUUUUCUGUGCAACACAAAGGACGAGUUUCGAAAAGAGCUGCAUAAAGAUUCUUCAGACUUCAACGUUUGUCCUCCACUGAAUAAAUAAUAGCAUGCUGGUAUGUAAUGACAUGAGGAUGAGCGAACAACAGCUUCAUUUUUGGGUUAACUAUACUUUUAAACACUGAUGGACCAGCAGCAGAUAGAUGAUUUGUUUGAAUGUAAUAUUUGAGUUGGUAAAUUCAGGGGAUGAUGAUUUCACCUUACAUUUCUAUGCAGUGAAAGCAAUGCAAAUUAUGACACAGUUCACAGCAUAACCAGAUUUGUAAAUCAAGUCAAAAUUAAUUCCCUAAAUCAAAAUGUAAUCAAUCCUGAUUUUCCAGUGUGAGGUGAAAUUCUCAAACUCCCUGCUUAUAAUGCAGCAUCCAAUACAGAAACAUUACUAUACUAAUAAAAUAAAUGGCAGCGAAUCUUCAGUUGCAGAUGUCAUGGGCCGCAGAGCUGUUAUAUCAGUGUGUGUAUAUGGACUAGAAGACCACUGAGAGGAUAGAGAAAAUAAUUGUUUUAAAGAGAAUGAGCAGACGUGAUUUCAUUAUUUUGUGACAUGCCAUGCUACACUGUAUAUAGUUGAAAUAAAAUCCAGUCAUGGACUGUAAACGCAUAGU